AUGGCCUCUCAAGGACCUCCGCCAGACCCAGACGUCCCCGCUGGUACCGUUUUUGAAGCGUACCCGCUCGCCCCCGUUGGCACAUUCCUGGGCAUCGCAUGCAUCACGACGGGGCUCCGCAUCUACUGGAGGAUUAAGCCAACCUGGCGGAUUGGCGCUGAUGACUACACGCUCGUUUUUGCUCUGGUCCUCACUAUUGCCUGGUAUGGGAUUGACGUGGCAAUGUACCAUUACGGCCGGGGCAUCGAGGGCUUUGUCCCAGACCCUUGGACUAUGGGCCCAUUGAUCGUGGCAGACGGAGUGCUCUGGGUGUGGGGGCUCAAUGUGAUCCGUAUCUCCGCCGCCUUGCUGCUUCUCCGGCUCAAGGACUCCCUGCCGUGGAAGCUGGCGCUCGGGACUGUCAUCACCAUCCAAGCGUGCAUGCUUGUCGUGGGCACCACCAUGCACCUCGUCAUGUGCCAACCCAUCUCGGCUCGGUGGGCGCCGACACCAACAGCAAAGUGUAUCCCUGUGCCAAACUUUAUGAUCUAUGGUUAUGUCUACAGCGCGUCCGACUUCACCAUCUCAAUCCUCCCCAUCACCUUCAUCCGCAACCUCCGCCGACCGUUCUACGAGAAAUUUCUCAUUGGCUGCCUCAUGACCGCGGGGAUGGGCGCCACCGGCAUCGCCGUCGCGCGUUUAUUCUUGAUCAUGGGCUAUCUCGGCAAGGGAACAGCCAGGAUCAACGCCUUGCAGGACUUCCUCUGGGGUAUGGAACUAACCAUCGGCGUGUUGGCGACCUCCCUCCCAACGCUCAAGGCGCCUGUGCAUGGCUUGCUGCAGUCGUGGGGUGUGCUGCGGUCCACCAGCAGCAGCAGUGACAUGUCGCCCGACAGUUUCCUUGACGAGCUUACCAACGGGACGCAUGUUGAGAACCAGAUGCGGCAGUGGAACUCGCUCGUUCAUGGAAUUACCUAUGGCUACCUUCCACACGACCUCGGCGCCGUCAAGUUUGGUCGAUACAUAAGGUAUGCCCACCAGAGUUCGAAGUUCCUCGACAACGGCUGGAACAAGCAGGUUGCCGAAACAAUCGGAUUGAUCCAUGACGCUGGUAUCAUCCACGGUGACCUGACCUGCGCAAACAUUUUCCUGGAUGCCAACCUCGACGCCAGAGUGGCCGACUUUGCCGGAUCAUCGAUAGAUGGCUCCCCGAUGCUGGUCGUCGUUACCGAGAGCCACGAAUUCCCAGGGCCUCUGUCGUCCAUCCGAGCUGAUCUUUUCGCCCUCGGCUGCGUGCUCUAUGAGAUGAUCACAACCGGCAACCCCCCUUACAAAGAGCUGGAGGACACGGAAAUCCGUGCUCGGUACCUAAAGCAGCAUUUUCCGGAAACAACAUCCCUCGGGGCGGUUGGGGCCGUUAUUGAGAAAUACUGGCGAGGGAGCUUCCCUGGAGCCGGGUCAGUUUUUGAGACUUUGAAAAGUACUCCUCGCAGCGCAACCAAAGUGUGA
Molecule: messenger RNA, 1488 nt
Organism: Chaetomium globosum CBS 148.51
Lineage: Eukaryota; Fungi; Ascomycota; Sordariomycetes; Sordariales; Chaetomiaceae
Exons: 5
Coding region: 1-1488 (495 amino acids)
Biological process (GO): protein phosphorylation
Molecular function (GO): protein kinase activity; ATP binding
Source: RefSeq, a predicted model, not a curated record